Messenger RNA from Cydia fagiglandana, 5196 nucleotides. RefSeq lists its product as uncharacterized. The transcript has 9 exons. The record is from RefSeq and is a predicted model, not a curated record. Bases 164 to 3154 code for a protein of 996 amino acids. Gene Ontology annotation, molecular function: GTPase activator activity. Gene Ontology annotation, biological process: activation of GTPase activity; regulation of autophagosome maturation. Gene Ontology annotation, cellular component: autophagosome. NCBI's taxonomy places the organism in Eukaryota, Metazoa, Arthropoda, Insecta, Lepidoptera, Tortricidae.
GGAAAUGUCACAGUUGUCAUUAUUUUCUUUUGUGCGAAGUCUGAAUUAAAUUUUCCUAGCAUUUUCUUGUUAUUUAUUUGUAGUUAUGUGAGAAAACUAGUAAAUUAGAUUAGCUUUAGUUGUGUAUUAUUAUAUGGAUAUGUGAUAAUAGUUAAGCGUAGUCAUGUUUGGGUAUAGCAAAGAGGCUGUUAGAGUGAAAGUGAAGAAGUGUGAAGGCAAGCUCCAGCCAGAACUGAGGAAGUUUUCCGUUGACCCCCAGAUAACCUCGCUGGAGGUUUUACAAAGCAUUUUAGUGAAAGCAUUUGACAUCAAGUCUGAUUUCACACUGUCAUACCGGACUGCUGAUGACUAUGGUCAGGAGAUCUUCCUGCCGCUACUCUCUGACUGGGAUCUGGAUGCUGCUUUUCUCAAGGCGCAUAACAUAGCACAAACUCAGCGUUCAGAGCCAUGCGUCCAGCUCCGCGUAGACAUGAAGCCGUUCGCGGAGGCGUCAGAGGACUGGGAGCCGCCCGGGCUGAGCCCGGCGCCGCGCGAGCCGCCGCCCACCGUGGCGCCCGCGCCGCAUCAGCCCGAGAAGCAGGAGGUGCCCACUGGCUUUCAGGGGUUGUUUAUGAAUCAGGUCGAGAGGACAUUCAACAUGGUGUCGCGCGCGCUCAACCUAUACGAGGACCCGAACACGCCGCCGCGCGCGCCGCUCUCCGACAGCGAGUUCCGCACCUUCCUCGACGCGGUCGGACAGAUCACCAACACCACCAAGCUGAGAGAAGUCAUUUAUUGCGGCGGGAUAGACCCUAGUUUAAGGAAAGUUGUUUGGAAGCACAUAUUGAACGUGUAUCCGGACGGAAUGACGGGCAAGGAACGAAUGGACUACAUAAAAAGGAAAGCUAACGAAUACUACACUCUAAGAGCUCGGUGGAAAGACUGCAUACAGAAAGGAAUAGUGAACUCUGACUUGGCGUACGUGACGAGUAUGGUCCGCAAAGACGUGUUGCGCACAGACAGACACCACAACUUCUACGCCGGCAGCGACGAUAAUCAGAAUAUAGCUUCACUCUUCAAUAUUUUAACCACGUACGCGCUGCAGCACCCCCGGGUAUCGUACUGCCAGGGCAUGUCGGACCUGGCCUCGCCCCUGCUCGUGACCAUGGGCGACGAGGCGCACGCCUACAUCUGCCUCUGCGCGCUCAUGGCGCGCCUCCACUGCAACUUCUUACUCGACGGGGAGACCAUGACGCUCAAGUUCGCGCACCUCACCGAGGCGCUGCAGGUGUACGACCCCGACUUCUACGCGUACCUGAAGUCCCAGCAGGCCGAUGACCUGCUGUUCUGCUACCGCUGGCUUCUGCUGGAGAUGAAACGAGAGUUCGCCUUCGACGACGCGCUUCGAAUGCUCGAGGUGCUCUGGGCGUCGCUGCCGCAGCGGACGCCGGCGGGCGAGCUGUCGCUGGCCGAGCGCGAGUUCGACGCGAGCGCGGAGAGCGCGUCGCCGCCGCCGCUCAGCCCGCUCGUGAAGGCGCCGCGCGACAACGCCUACACCAAGCUGUGCGCCAUCCGCCGCCAGAGCUCCAGCUUCAGCCUCGCCAACGUCAAGGCGCCCAAGCUGGCCACCCAGCGCCCGCACAACCACAGCCUCGACGAGAGCGCCACUCUAGACGACUCCUCGCUCAAACACGCCAAGGAGUUCCAGAGCCUCGACGAUGCCGCUCUGCAGACCGUCAAAGCCAAACUCGAUAACGAGGUCGAUACCAGUGAAGAUUCUAAGGAAUCGAAACCUGAACCAAAUAUGACGAGCGUGCCCGAAACUCAGAAACCAGACCUGACUCGCACCAGCAACGGGAGCGUCGUCAACGGAAAAGCGCACCCGGAAGGAAAGGAUACGACGUUGGGAGGACAAAUAAGAUUGCUCCGAGACAAAAUAUCCGUGCACAACAACAAGUUUGACGGCCCCAAUGACGUAGAUCCCAACAGCAGGCCGAAAGUGAGGAUGAUCAAAAACCUAAACGAGUUUCUCAAUUUCGCGACGGCGAGCAAACCGGAUCCGAUUAAACGUGAAAAAUUACAACGAGCACACUCGGUCAUAGAGACCACUAAGGAGUACCCCAAAAUCACUUUGAACAAAAUGUCUAUGGACGAGAGCGACCUCAGUAAACCGAACGUCAAGGAGUCCCUUCUAAACAAAAUUAAUAGGAGCAUUUACAACGACGCCAACGACGGCAGCAGCCCCGACGACUCGCAGGAGUACUACCCGAUGACCACCUCCAUGACGCGCGAGCUGAGGCUCGAGCUGGAGCAUUUAGAUCGGCAGGUGUUCGGGCCCUCGUACGUCAACCGCUGCAGCAUGAUCGACUCGCCCUCCGACUCCACCAGCACAGAGGAUAAAGGCGAGGAACAGAGCAAGCAGGAGACGAAGGAUACACUAGAGCUUCAAACCGAGGUCGGAGAAACAUCAAAGCGAUCACCCAUGGACACGAUAAAGUCGAACGCCCGGAGUGCGGAAGGUAUUUACCUGUGGGAGAACCCGCUCCACGCGCUGCCGGCGCGGGCGGCGUCGUGCCCGCACACGCCCGACGAGCACCCCGAGCUGGAGCUGGACGACACGGCCGACAUCUUCGAGGAGGGCGGCCGCAAGUCCGUCACGCCCAUCCGCAAACACCGCCCGCCCCACCCGCCUGACCUUCCGCAGACACACACCCCCGAGGCCAAGGACGACGGCGGCUCCAAAUCACACAAAUUCUUCUCCAACAUGUCGCAGGAGUUGGAAAACGCGAAGAGAAACUGCGAGUCGCUGUUGAACGCGAAGCCGACGAAUCUGCACAGCGUCGCGUCGACCAUAAACAACUUCCAGAAGAAGUAUGAGGCCUUAAAACCGCCGCUGCAGAAGAGUUUUGCCGCGGGCGACGGGGUUAAGAGUAUAAGCGGACUGCCGCCGCCGGGCGUGUUCGGCGGCGGGAACCCGUUCCUCAUGUUCCUGUGCCUGACGGUGCUGCUGCAGCACCGCGACUACGUCAUGCGGAACCGCAUGGACUACAACGAGCUCGCGAUGCACUUCGACAAGAUGGUGCGCAAGCACAACGUCAACCGAGUGCUCAACCAGGCGCGCCACAUGUACGCCGUCUAUCUCAAACACCAAAACAAAGGUGACGUCACCACGUGAACCUAUAUUGCUCAUAGUGUAUUUUCGUAAGUAUUUAUCGAAUUGUAACACUAGUCGAGACUAUGAUAUUCUAUUACAUUCAAUAAUGGAACAAUGGUGACUGAGUUGACAGAGUACAGACGUGCAAUAAAAUUUGCAUCAGUACUGCGGCGGCAGCACGAUCGCAUUUUUAUCACUUGUCAUGUCACCAUGCCUGUCACGUUCUAACAAGUAAGUGCGAAAGGGCAUAGUGACAGGCGAUAAAUAUGGAACCAUGCUGCGCCCGCUGGUCCCAAUAUGUAUACAAAUGUAAAUUUAAUUCAAUUAAGUAAGUAAAUAUUAUACGUAUUAAAAAUCUUGACUGUAGAGGUACUAAGAGAAGACGAAGCUAGCGGAAAUUUUGUGAAAGUGAGAAGCAAACGUAUAUUUUAAUAAAUGGAAAAACAGUCAAGGCUCCAUGGUAUUCGCGCAGUGUUAGUUUAUUAUUGUUUCGACUGCAGUAUUUUCAAAAUCUUACUACGUAUUUAUUGAGAUUAAUUUUCCGCCCUCUAUUAAACUUUUGAACAAUAUAUGUAGUUACAAACAAUAUCGACUUGUUAUCAUAUUGACAACUAUUAAAUACCGCGCAGGUCUAAAACUGUCAAGGUGUUUAAAAAUGUAAAUCGACAAAGUAUUACAUUGUAUUUAAGUGCUCAUUAACAAAUCUGUUUACUUUAAUUAGUAUAUUUCAAAUAAUUCUGAUGGCGUUAUUUUUAACCCUUUUCCAGGCCGCACCAAUCUACGAGGUUUUCCCAAAAAAUCCAGCUUUGAUGAUUCAUUUGAAGGCAAGUCACAUUUCCCGAAAGUGCAAUCUAAAUUGAACCUUAAAUCGGAACACUAAAGUUGAAAUUCUUUUGGCGCGUAUGUGGUCGGUAUAUUGGACUAUGCCUGGAAAAGGGUCAAAGAAUAUUGUACCAACAAUUGUGCAAGCAAUGAGUUAGUUUACGAAGGACUGAUUAACAAGUAAUUUAAUGUAUUAAUUAUGUUUGGGGUCAGUUUUAAAAAGAUCCGCUAUAGACUAACUAAUGUCAUAAAAAGACUGUAUUGUCGGCAAUUAUGUUGUCUGACGAGUAGUAACGGGUCUUUUUAAAACCGAAGCCUUUAUUCCAAAGAACUUAUUUUGACAUUUGUGAUAUUUUUGCAUCUAUCUACUCUUUAUUAUAUUAGUUUUUAUAAAAUAUGAAGUACGUAAUUUUGUUGACUAUGUUGUGAUAGAUUUUUAAAGUUACAAUAGCUAUUAUUGUGCGGUAUUAGGUCUUAACCUUAUCAGUUAUGCAUUUAUAUUGCAGAAAGUGGUUGAUAUUCGUCAAUAGAUAUCUGAAUCACAUCGAAAUGGGUUAACUGGGUGAGGAAUUGGUUAAUUUCGUCCUAAAAAAAAUAGGUAUGUGAGUAUUAUUUGAGUUUUAACAAGUUCUUCGUUUUGUCCCUGUUUUCAUCAAUCAUGAAUAAAAUGUGGUCAGUGGUCAGAUAUGUAGAUGAAUCUAACUAAAUGUCUUUGUAUAUUUUUAGCUAAUUUCCUCCAUAUACCUAUAUGUAUAGAGCGCCCAAUCAAUGUAUAGCACAUUAUAAAACGUAUGUAAUAUCUAACAAUGAAUCUUAUUUUCAAGAACGUAUUAGGUCAGGGCAAAACUGCGUUCAUGAAACAAAUUUAAAUGCUCAUAUGUCAACUUGUGAUGUCCGUGAUCACAUACGAUACAAGCUUUAUAUUAGUUUUAUGGUUUUACUCUCAUAUUUACUUCUGUAAAAUAUUUACUCGAUACCUAACGAUGUGAAAGUAAAUCUAGUCGACGAGAAUUGUCGAGGCUUAUCGAAUUAUUCCAUAACUAUUUCGAAAAUAGUUGCCGAACUAUAAUAAUAAGAAAAAAUCUCGUACCUUUAUAUUGACUCUUAUUUCAAGUACUUACAUGCUUGUGGCCUACAGCAUUACAAUGUUACCCAUUAAAUUGUGUAUUAUAUUUUUUAAUCAAUAUUUUACUGAAUUAAUUAUCGCUGAAUGAAAAAUAAACUAUUAGCUUGAACAGGAA